Cuscuta europaea is the source of this 1767-nucleotide messenger RNA. NCBI's taxonomy places the organism in Eukaryota, Viridiplantae, Streptophyta, Magnoliopsida, Solanales, Convolvulaceae. The record is from the annotation of a GenBank genome assembly.
CAGCAGCAUCCAACACACUUGUGGUUAGAAUGGAGCUCUGGUUCACCAUUGUUGCCUCUCUCUGCAUUGCCUUCUUCCUCAAGUCUCUCCAUAAUCUCAUCUUCCCUUCACCCUCCAACCGUAAAAUCAAGAAUCUCCCUCCGGGACCCACCUCGUUCCCCAUUCUCGGGAGACUGCAGUGGCUCCGGCGAUCUUUCUCCGAAAUCGAACCCAUUCUCCGGAGGCUGAGAUCGGAAUACGGUCCCCUCAUCACCCUCAGAAUCGGUCCUAAUCCCUCUAUUUUCGUCUCCAGUCACGAUCUUGCUCACCAGGCCUUGGUCCAAAACGGCGCCGUCUUCUCCGACCGCCCGAAAGCCUUACCCACAACCCGAAUUGUGACUAGCAACCAGUGUAACAUCAGCUCCUCGCCUUACGGGCCGACGUGGCGGCUCCUCCGCCGGAAUCUCACCUCUGAGAUUCUCCACCCUUCUCGGGUCAAGGCCUACACCGGGGCUAGAAAUUGGGUCUUGGGCAUACUGAUGGAGAGGCUCCGAAACGAGUGCGAAUCCGGGUCGGGUGUGAAGCUGAUAGACCAUUUUCAGUACGCCAUGUUCUGCCUCCUCGUGCUGAUGUGCUUCGGGGAUAAACUCGAAGAGUCCAAAAUCAAAGAAAUUGAGAGAAUUCAGCGGAGAUUACUUCUGGGUUUUAGGAGAUUCAACAUCCUCAAUUUCUUCCCAAGAAUCGGGAGGAUCAUUUUUCCGGAUCGGUGGAGAGAAUUGAUCGAAACCCGACAAGAGCAGGAGCGGAUCUUCGUUCCCCUGAUUCACGCCCGAGCUCUGUCCAAAUCCCGCGAGAAAGAUGAAGUCGUGGCCUACGUAGACACGCUCAGGAAUCUAGAGCUGCCGGAGGAGAAGCGGAAUCUCAACGACGGCGAGAUAGUUAGCCUGGUCAGCGAAUUCCUCAGCGCCGGGACGGAUACCACCUCAACCGCGCUGCAGUGGAUCAUGGCGAAUCUUGUUAAGCACCCUUCAAUCCAGGAGAAUCUCUACCGAGAAAUAUCAUCGGUGAUGGGUCCGCCGCCGGGGAAAAUCUCCAGCGGCAAGCCCGUCGUCGGGGAGGAAGAUUUAUCAGGGAUGCAGUAUCUGAAAGCAGUUGUACUCGAAGGUCUGAGGCGCCACCCGCCCGGCCACUUCGUGCUUCCGCACGCGGUGUCCGUUGAGGCGGAGCUCGGCGGGUACACCAUUCCGAAGAACGCCACGAUCAACUUCAUGGUGGGGGAGAUGGGGCUGGACCCGAAUGUGUGGGAUGACCCGAUGGAGUUUAAACCCGAGAGGUUCUUGAAUACGGCGGGUAAUAAAGAUGAGAUGUUUGACUUAACCGGGAGUAGAGAAAUAAAGAUGAUGCCAUUCGGGUCGGGUAGGAGAAUGUGUCCGGGUUGGGGGUUGGCCAUACUGCAUUUGGAGUAUUUUGUGGCAAAUCUGGUUUGGCAUUUUGAGUGGAAGGAAGAUGAGGGUGAAAAGGUGAAUUUUGAGGAAAAACAAGAAUUCACUGUUGUGAUGAAAUAUCCCCUGCGUGCUCUACUUCGCCUUAGAUAAAGUUUUUAUUAAUAAUUACUAGUAUAAUACUUUCACUAAUUUCCUAUCUGUGCUCUGGUUUUUUUAUGUGUUGCAUCCAUGGUUUUAAUUUCAAAAUAAUAAAUAUCGGAUAAUGUUUGGAAGUUUGAAUGUACUAUCAAAAUAUGUACGUACUUUGAUACAUGUUGGUUGUUGUGAUGACAAGCAAGGGGGG